This is a messenger RNA of Exophiala aquamarina CBS 119918, 2061 nucleotides long. RefSeq lists its product as uncharacterized. The coding region runs from base 1 to 2061 and encodes 686 amino acids. NCBI's taxonomy places the organism in Eukaryota, Fungi, Ascomycota, Eurotiomycetes, Chaetothyriales, Herpotrichiellaceae. The transcript has a single exon. The record is from RefSeq and is a predicted model, not a curated record.
AUGAGGCUUCUCAACGUUGACACUCUAAAGUUGGAAUCAUACCACCAUGCCGAAACGACCCCGCCAUACGCAAUCCUCUCACAUGUCUGGGAGGAAGAGGAAGUAACAUUCCAAGACAUUGAUGAACCAUUCUUGGGUCAAGACUUUCGAAAACUACAAGCCCGGUUUGACGAGCUGGAAAAAAAGUUCAACGACAUCAGACAGCUCGUCGCUGACUCAACAAGCCAGGUCUCUUCAAUCGCCAGUGAUCAGUCUGUGGCUUCGCCUGUCGAGUCUGUGUCUCAUCAAAGUCAUAAGGCUCCAGCUCUCCCAACCAGAAAUUCAUCAUUGGACCGAGCCAAGCGACUGAAAGGCUGGUCGAAGGUCGAAGGUUGUUGUCAGGAAGCAGUGCGAUUUGGGCUUCACUAUGUUUGGAUCGAUACUUGUUGCAUCGACAAGUCAAACAGUUCAGAGCUGUCAGAGGCAAUUAACUCCAUGUUUGCUUGGUAUAGGGACGCUGAACUAUGUUUGGCCUAUCUCAGUGAUAGUUCCACUGUCAAAGAUGCAUUCGAUACCUCACAGCCAUCGAAAUGGUUCAGCAGAGGGUGGACGCUACAAGAACUCGUUGCUCCAAGUAAGAUGAUCUUUUUUAACCGAGACUGGGUUCCUCUCGGUACUCGGUCUUACCUUGACUAUCGCAUCGAACAAAUUACAUCGAUUCCAGUCGUCGUUCUCAAGAAUGGUAUUGCAGGCGAGUACGAUGAAGAGUUCAGUAUCGCCACCAAGAUGUCAUGGGCAGCUCAGAGAAAGACGACGAGAUCAGAAGAUCGAGCAUAUUCCCUUAUGGGAUUAUUUCAAGUCAAUAUGCCAACCUUAUAUGGAGAGGGAGGGCAAUCGGCCUUCCAACGUCUGCAAGGUGAAAUUUUUGCUGCCUCUGGAGACCACAGCAUACUCGCAUGGUGUUCUGAUCAAUUCAGAGUGUUGACACGGCUACAGAUCAAUGAUGCCAUGUUCAACGGCGCGUCGCUCCGCAAAACCACAAAGUUGCUUGCUCCUGGGGUUGAGUCAUUCUCUCCAUCACCACGCUAUCAGGAUCUCCCAGUGAAUCUCGUGAAUAGAUUCGGCAUCGCCUCAACUGAUACGGCGAUCCCCUUUUAUCCCAUUUUGCUGCCAUGUCCAUAUGAUUUGAGAACUCCGAACCUCAAAAAUUCAAGCUCGGCGAACGGGGCAAAAUAUUCGGAGUCAAGCCAUGGCAUGCGGGUGCAGUUGCUGUUGGAGCGUGUAUGGGCCGACGUGAGAACAGACCGUCACAUCUUCAUUGCACACCUCGCUUGCAGGAUACAGCCAUCGGAGCAGAUUGCAGGGAUUCUGCUCAUUUCUGAGCGAAUAGGCCAAUAUCAGAGGCUGUUCCCGGAUGUCCUACUGUCCAUCGACCCGAAAUACCAUAACAUGUCCCGCUUGAUGCUAGAAGACGUUUACAUCAUACAAAAAUGGUCUAGCCGGCAGGGCGGUUUAUCUCGAACGCUGAGAUACGGGACUUAUCGAUCCCACUUCUAUGGAAAGUAUAGCAUAUGUAUCUUGGACAAGGAGGUGGAAAAGUCCGGGUUCGAAUUACUGCAGUCGACCACAUGCGAGCGAAUGAACAUACCAGGAGGGAAGCUACUGACAUUCGGCAGCAUCGAUCAGAGAAGUGGCCAGUCGUUCGGCAAUCUCAAGGCAUCAGACUAUGCUGAACUGCUGUCAUUUCCCUGGGGCACAAUUGACUUUCGAGAGGCGAACAUUCUUCUCUUUGGGCGUCGGUGGGACGAUAAAAGUGCACAUCUUAUCGCCGUGGUCUGGCUGCGGCAUGAAGACUCGCUCAAGAUUUCGGUGCUUGCAGAUGUCGACCCGGCCAGACCAAUACCAGAUGACAUAUCAUUUGCAUCGUAUGACAUCUAUGAAACCUUCAUCUCGCACUGGGCAGAAAAGGCAGGGGACACUGGUGGAAUCAACAUCGUCUUCCAGGAAGAUAACAUUGAGCCGCCGUUGUAUCGUGGGUCUUUCCGAGAGAGAGAAAAGAAAAUGCAUGUGGUUAUUUUGUAG